UUGUUUCUGACGUGGGGAAAGAGAAUCGACCAAUGGUAAGACGGCAUUUUAUGGGCCCCCAGAGGGCGCUCUCACGUUAAUCAAACCUUGUUACUUGUACAUGCCAGCUGGUUCAUCGGUCGAUCUCAUAGGAAUACAGCUGUGGCCAUUUUGAUUCAUCAAGACAAAGUGAUUUCAACAAACCAGCAAGAUGCCGACCGAAGUGGUAGACAUUGAAGACAUUAUGAAGGCCUACGCCAAAGAUGUGUUCGACAGAACGAAGGACAAAGAGCAAAAACGCAUCCCAGAUGAAGCAUUGGAAUACACCAUCAACUGGAAGAGAGUCAAAUUCAUCCACGCUGAACCUGUCUACGGGAACGAGACGCGACCAAAACACCCACAGGCUCAAGUUUUAUUCAAAACGUUUUUCACAAACAACACAGACCGGGAACAAGACUAUUCUUUCCAAACACAGCGAGUGACGAGGUCCUCGUGUAAUGUGGAGAUUGAAAGGGGGGUCAUGAUGGGACAGGAGAUGGGCGUUCAGUUACAAACGCCGUGCGAGGUGUUCCAGGCAAACGCAGGCUUCAAACGCGAAAUCACAUUGAAUCGCCUAGAAGGAGAGAUCGCGGAGGAGGAAUUAAGCUGGGGCGUUGACAGUCAAAUCCGCGUAGCACCAAAAAGCCAAACAUUAGCCGAACUCAUCGUUUCGGAAACAGAAUACGGCGGGCACUUCACCAUUCAGAGUCGCUUUGAAGGCAAUGUCAUGAUCAGCAUCACGAACACUAGGGAGAACAACUGCCUUGUGAAAACUGUUGAGGGAAAUGUUGUCAACAUCUUCAAAAGGGAAAUCGAAAAUGGUCUGAAGGGCUUCCGCGUUGAAAAGAACUCGGUCUGCUUCGAAACUAAAGGACGAUGCCAUUUCAGGUACGGUAUUGAGCAGCACGUGAAAUUGAGCCAGCAGCCUCUGAACAACAACGAUGUGGUGAUAAGCCAGACGUUGUGA
Molecule: messenger RNA, 985 nt
Organism: Lingula anatina
Lineage: Eukaryota; Metazoa; Brachiopoda; Lingulata; Lingulida; Lingulidae
Source: RefSeq, a predicted model, not a curated record